Necator americanus (New World hookworm) is the source of this 315-nucleotide messenger RNA. RefSeq lists its product as uncharacterized. Lineage: Eukaryota; Metazoa; Nematoda; Chromadorea; Rhabditida; Ancylostomatidae. The transcript has a single exon. Bases 1 to 315 code for a protein of 104 amino acids. The record is from RefSeq and is a predicted model, not a curated record.
AUGACUGCUCUUCGGAACCCGAAAGGAACAACCAUUGCAUCGAGAAGGGGAAUGGAGAAAUUCAUCUACGACUUCUAUUCUGAUCUCUUCGACAGCCAUGUCCUCCACUUACCUUCUCACCAUCUGAGGGAAGACGGACAAGUCAUUCCAGAGGUUCUCCCGUCCGAAAUACGACAUGCUGUCAUGUCGGUAAGAAGUCGUACGGUACUCAGUUCCGACAGAACAAUUCCAGAACACCUGAAGAAUCUUUCCAGUACUCAACAACACUCUGGCGACGCUCUUUACUCGUUACCUGUCAGAAUGCAAGGUUCCUAA